AUGCGUCUGGUACCUCUGUGUUAUUUGCUGUGGAUUUUUCAGGGUUCUUUGGGGCAGUUUCCCAGAGCCUGUGUCUCAUCCAAGAACCUGUUAGAGAAGGAAUGUUGCCCCAUAUGGAGUGGAGAUGGCUCUCCCUGUGGCCAGCUAUCAGGCAGAGGCUCCUGCCAGGAGAUCCACCUUUCCACGGCACCACAGGGACCACAGUUUCCUUUCUCCAGGGUGGAUGACCGUGAAGAAUGGCCCUCUGUCUUUUACAACCGGACCUGCCAGUGCUCUGGCAACUUUAUGGGGUUCAACUGUGGUGACUGCAAAUUUGGAUUCUUGGGGCCAAACUGCCUGGAGAGGAGACUGCUGCUAAGGAGAAGCAUCUUUGACUUGAGCAUACCUGAGAAGAACAAGUUCCUUGCCUAUCUCAACUUGGCCAAACAUACUAUCAGUUCAGACUAUGUCAUCCCUACCAGCACCUAUGCCCAGAUGAACAAUGGUUCAACUCCCAUAUUUAGGGACAUAAACAUUUAUGACCUCUUUGUCUGGAUGCAUUAUUAUGUGUCCCGGGACACACUGCUUGGGGGCUCCAAUGUCUGGAGAGACAUUGAUUUUGCCCAUGAAGCUCCAGGUUUCCUUCCUUGGCACAGAUUCUUCCUCCUGCUAUGGGAACAAGAAAUCCAGAAACUCACAGGGGAUGUGAACUUCACUAUUCCCUACUGGGACUGGCGAGAUGCUGAGGAAUGCACUAUUUGCACAGAUGAGUAUAUGGGAGGUAGUCACCCAACAAACCCAAACAUCCUCAGCCCGGCCUCAUUCUUCUCCUCGUGGCAGGUUAUCUGCAGCCGAUCAGAAGAAUACAACACCCAGCAGGCCUUAUGUAAUGCAACAGAAGAAGGACCCCUGCUCCGUAGCCCUGGAAACCAUGAUCGAGUGAGGACUCCAAGACUUCCCACAUCAGCUGAUGUGGAAUCUUGCCUAAGCCUAACUCAGUAUGAAGCUGGUGCCAUGGAUCGAGCUGCUAAUUUCAGCUUUAGAAACACACUGGAAGGUUUUGCCAAUCCACUUACUGGCAUAGCAGAUGCAUCUCAGAGCAGCAUGCAUAAUGCUUUACACAUCUACAUGAACGGCACAAUGUCCCAGGUACAAGGAUCAGCUAAUGAUCCCAUCUUUAUUCUUCACCAUGCCUUUGUGGACAGUAUUUUUGAACAGUGGCUACGAAGACAUCGUCCACUGCAAGAAGUUUACCCAGCAGCUAAUGCACCCAUCGGACACAACCGUGAAUCCUACAUGGUCCCUUUCAUCCCUGUCUAUACAAAUGGAGAGUUUUUUAUUCCAUCCAGAGACCUGGGAUAUGAUUAUGCCUACCUAGCUGACCCAGCACCUGACUUCUUUCAAGAAUUUGUUAAGCCUUACUUGGAGCAAGCAAGACAGAUUUGGCAGUGGCUUGUUGCGGCUGCUGCCAUUGGUGGGGUGCUUGCUGCAAUCAUCAUAGGGCUUGCCAGCUUUUUGUGCCAAAAGAAGAGAAAGAGGUUCUCAGAAGAAGAACAACCCCUGCUCAUUGAGAAAGAAGACUACCUUAGUGGGUCUUAUCAGACUAACUUAUAG
Messenger RNA from Trichosurus vulpecula (common brushtail), 1593 nucleotides. RefSeq names its product tyrosinase (gene TYR). Lineage: Eukaryota; Metazoa; Chordata; Mammalia; Diprotodontia; Phalangeridae. Bases 1 to 1593 code for a protein of 530 amino acids. The record is from RefSeq and is a predicted model, not a curated record. Gene Ontology annotation, molecular function: tyrosinase activity. The transcript is spliced from 5 exons. Gene Ontology annotation, biological process: melanin biosynthetic process; pigmentation.